AUGUGCUGCUGCAAGGUCUGGAGCACGGAGGACGACACACUGAGACUAAGAGAGGCCAGCUCUCUCACAUCAGCAGCUGGUGGUUUGGAGAACCUGGGGGCUGAGCUGUUGGAAAGCCUGGAGGAAGGCUGGGACCCUGGCAGUGACUUAAGCCCUGCAGAAGUCAGGGACAGCGGGAACAAGGCUGGCCUGGAGCCCUCAGGGUGGAGGAGGAGCCUGCAGCCAGCCCUGAGGGUGAGAUGCUUCUGCAGGGAGCAUGCACAGCUGCUUUGAUGGAUCUGCACAGGCCUGCUAUGUACUGCAUUUGCUGCCUUCCUGCUGAUGGCCUGCCUCCUGGAUUUGCAGAGGGCCCUGGCAUUGUUUGUCCUCACCUGCGUGGACCUCGUCUUCCUGGCCCACAGCCUGCUGAAGAGGCUGCUGGGGCCAAAGCUGCUGAGGUGUGUCAAGCCUCUGGGGCAUCCCAGCCUGAACCUCCGGUUUAAGAGGGAGCCCUUUCUAGCCCUUGCUGCUUUCCUGGGCCUGAUCCUACGGCUGGUUCUGGACACCUCUCAGCGGCCUGAGCAGCUGGUGUCCUUUGGAGGAAUCUGCAUGUUCAUCAGCCUCCUCUUUGCCUUCUCAAAGCAUCACCGCGCAGUAUCCUGGCGGGCUGUGUCCUGGGGUCUUGGACUACAGUUUGCACUUGGACUCUUCGUCAUCAGGACAGAACCAGGAUUUAUUGCAUUUCAGUGGCUGGGUGACCAGAUCCAGAUCUUCCUGAGCUAUAGGUCCAGCUUUGGGGAGGCUCUGGUCAAGGAUGUCUUUGCAUUUCAGGUUUUGCCCAUCACUGUUUUCUUCAGCUGUGCCAUGUCAGUUCUCUACUACGUGAGCCUCAUGCAGUGGGUGAUCCUGAAGAUCUCCUGGCUGAUGCAGGCCACCAUGGGCCCCAUGGCCACGAAGACCCUGAGUGUGGCUUGAAACAUCUUUGUGAGCCAGACUGAGGCUCCUCUACUGAUCCGGCCCUACUUGGCAGACCUGACACUCUCUGAAAUCCACGUUGUCAUGACCAGAGGCUAUGCCACCGUUGCCGGCAGCCUGCUGGACGCCUACAGCUCAUUCGAGAUCAAUGCUGCCUCCUUAAUUGCUGCCUCUGUGAAGGCUGCCCCUUGUGCUUUAGCCCUCUACCCGGACGUGGAGGAGUCCAAGUUCAGGGGUGAGGAAGGAGUGAAACUGACCUACAGAGAUGCUCAAAACCUCUUAGAAGCAGCUAGCAGUGGGGCCGCCAUGUCCGUGAGGGUCGUGACCAACAUCGCAGCCAACCUGAUUGCUUUCCUGGCUGUGCUGGCCUUCAUCAACGCUGCCCUCUCCUGGCUGGGAGACAUGAUGGACGUCCAGGGGCUCAGCUUCCAGGUACAGCUCAUCUGCUCCUACAUCCUGCGAUCAGUGGCCUUCUUGAUGGGCGUGGCCUGGGAGGGCUGCCAGGUGGUGGCUGAGCUGCUGGGAAUGAAGCUGUUUCUGAACGACGGGCGCCGAGAAGUGGGCCGGUUCCAGGAAGCAGUGGAUCUCUGUCAGAGCAGAAAUAUGACGUUUGCCCUCUGUGGAUUUGCCAACUUCAGCUCCAUUGGGAUCAUGCUGGGAGGCCUGACCUCCAUGGCCCCCCAGCAGAAGAGCAGCUUCUCCCAGAUCAUGCUCCGGGUGCUCUGCACGGGGGCCUGUGUGUCUCUGGUGAAUGCCUGCGUGGCAGGGAUCCUCUACAUGCCCAGGGGGCGGGUCGACUGUGUGUCCCUCCUGAACAUGACCCUCAGCAGCAGCAGUUUUGGGGUGUAGUGCUGCCGCCAGGCCUUCCAGAGCACUGAUCCGGAGUUCACCCUAGAGGCCCUGGACAACUGCUGUUGAUUUUAUAAUCACACGAUCUGUGCAUAG
Mesoplodon densirostris (Blainville's beaked whale) is the source of this 1899-nucleotide messenger RNA. RefSeq names its product solute carrier family 28 member 1 (gene SLC28A1). Lineage: Eukaryota; Metazoa; Chordata; Mammalia; Artiodactyla; Ziphiidae. Gene Ontology annotation, cellular component: membrane. The record is from RefSeq and is a predicted model, not a curated record. Gene Ontology annotation, molecular function: pyrimidine- and adenosine-specific:sodium symporter activity. Gene Ontology annotation, biological process: uridine transmembrane transport; nucleoside transmembrane transport; pyrimidine nucleobase transport.